AUGGCGGAUUACAAAGAUAUGCCCUCGAAGCCGUGGGAUACCUGCCGAGAGGUUCCCGCCGUUGAAGAUGAACACACGCCAUGGAAGAUGAUCAAACUACUAAAGAUCAUCUCCAUGUGUGUCGUAGCUGUGCUUGUGUUUGGAUUGGCCCUAUGCAGCAAGUACAAGAUAGACCCAAAGUUCAACAAUGUCACCUUUGAAUCACAUAUCUACUUUGACGACGCAUUCAAACAUGUUGAAGGCAGUCAGGGGAAUCACCUCAACAAAUAUGCAGAGAACCUCGUGACAAUCCUCACAGAAGUUUAUGGCAUCUUCACAAACAUCGAUGACAAGUUCUUCAAACAGAAUCAGCAGAUCCCUGUGCAGAAGAUCAUAAGGACGCCGUACUGAGGUCGUCUGGUGGUCACCAUGCCUCAUGGGUACGUCAUCAUAGUUCACUUCAAGGACAAAGACCUCAUCCGCCACAAGAAAAGAUGGUCUCAGGUCAUGUAUCUGUACUAUCUUCUGGGCUGGAAACUCAUGACCAAAUAUUACGCACGCUUGAAGAAGGGAGAGGACAAGGCUGAUAUUUCUAAAUUAAUCCUAAAUGUAAAUCAAAACAAACUGUGCCUGUUCCUCCAGAGAGAGAAGCAAAACACCUACAUCCUGGCUUUAGAUGGCGACACAGACUUCCAACCGGCUGCUGUGAUGCUGCUCAUCGACCGUUUAAAAAUGUACCCACGUGUCGGGGCAGCGUGUGGCAGGAUUCACCCCACCGGAUCAGGUCCCACAGUGUGGUUCCAGAAGUUUGAAUAUGCUGUCAGUCAUUGGCUGCAGAAGACAGCGGAGCACGUGAUCGGCUGUGUGCUUUGCAGCCCCGGUUGCUUCAGUCUGUUCAGAGCAGAAGUGCUGAUGGACGACAACGUGAUGAAGAAGUACGCCACCAAGUCCACGGAGGCAAGCCACUACAUCCAGUAUGACCAAGGUGAGGACCGCUGGCUGUGUACUCUGCUGCUGAAGCAGGGAUGGAGGGUGGAGUACAACGCAGAAGCUGAUGCUUACACCAAUGCACCUGAGGACUUCAAAGAACUCUACAACCAGCGUCGGCGAUGGGGACCGUCCACAUUGGCCAACGUGGUGGAUCUGCUCGGCUCCACCAGCAUCAUUUCCAAGAGAAACCCGUCCAUGUCCAAACCAUUCAUGUUCUACCAGCUCUUCGCCAUCACCUCAGCUAUUCUGGCCCCUGCCACGAUCUGCCUGUUGAUUGCAGGUAGUUUGAUAUUCGUGUUAAAAAUAGAUUCCAACGCUGCGCUGGUCCUGGCUGUGAUACCUCCCAUCAUCUACCUGGCUCUUUGCUUUAAACUCAAAUCGGACACUCAGAUAACUAUUGCUGGGGUCUUGAGUAUCAUAUACGCAUUCCUCAUGUUGGUGGUGUCGAUGUCCAUUAUCGGCUCUAUGGUGAAGGACAAAACCAUCCUGACACCCAACAGCAUUUUCGUCAUCUCCAUGGCCAUGAUUUACAUCAUCACUGCGAUAAUGCAUCCUCAGGAAGUCCAACUGGUGUUUCACGGCUUUCUCUACAUCCUCUGCAUCCCCAGCGCCUACCUCCUGCUCACUAUCUAUUCCAUGGUCAACAUGAACAAUGUGUCCUGGGGUACACGGGAGUCAAAACCUACCUCUGGAGCUGCAACACCAGAUCCCGUCGCCAUGCAAACAAAAACCCAGAGAGGCAAGCAGAGCCUUUUUUUCAACUCACCUAUCCAAUGUUUUGUCACACAACUACAGAAUAUGUCCACUGACAUGCAGCUGCAGGAGGACUUGCUCGACAAGAUUGAAAGGGUUUCUCUGCAGGAGGAGGAGUUCUUCAUAGAGCUUCAGAGGAAGUACCUGGAACCUCUGCAGGACGACAAGGAGAGACAGAAAACGAUGAGCAAUGACCUGCGAGAGCUGAGGAACAAGAUAAACUUUGCCUUCUUCAUCAUGAAUGCCCUGUGGCUAGUGGCGACAUUUACCCUGCAGCUCUUUGGGGCCUCAUUCUCCAUCAAGCUCCCAAAGGUCAACCUCGAGCUGGAGUACACCGGGGAAGACGUAAUAAUUGAUCCCAUUGCCUUCAUGUUCAUCUUUGGAUUCGCGACAUCGGUUGUGAUCCAGUUCCUGACGAUGUUCUACCACAGAAUCUUCACUCUGAUCCAUUAUGUGGCCUUUUUGGACACAGAGCCCAAAGAGAAAAAGCCUGAACCAAUAUACCUGGAAGGCAAAAAG
Molecule: messenger RNA, 2241 nt
Organism: Anarrhichthys ocellatus (wolf-eel)
Lineage: Eukaryota; Metazoa; Chordata; Actinopteri; Perciformes; Anarhichadidae
Product: chitin synthase-like
Exons: 16
Biological process (GO): chitin biosynthetic process
Cellular component (GO): cell periphery; cell septum
Molecular function (GO): chitin synthase activity
Source: RefSeq, a predicted model, not a curated record